Molecule: messenger RNA, 873 nt
Organism: Mucor velutinosus
Lineage: Eukaryota; Fungi; Mucoromycota; Mucoromycetes; Mucorales; Mucoraceae
Product: rim15, signal transduction response regulator
Exons: 1
Coding region: 1-873 (290 amino acids)
Source: RefSeq, a predicted model, not a curated record
AUGUGGCCAUCCAUCAGUGCACUAGUAAACGAUCAUGCAAUGGCGUUUGCUCCAUUGAUAUAUUGGAUUGUAUUUGGCGCUGCCAUGGUGUACUAUUGUAUUAAGCACCCUGUGUACCGCAACAGGAUCUCUUACAUCUGCCUCUUAGCUUCCAUCUUUGGUAUCAUUGCAUCUAUUCUGUCUAUCCUGUCAACAACGUGGGGAGCCAGCAUUGAACAGCCCGCCUAUUUCGUUUUCCAUGGCUUGUACAUCACAUUUGCUUUCCUGCCAUUUAUCGUUGCCUUCUAUACCCGUGAAAAACAAACAAAACAAAGCAAUGCUGGAAAAUACACUGCCUAUCUAGGGCUAUUAUGGGCUGCGGCAUGUAUCUUGGGAGGCCUUGCUACAACCAUCAUGGCUUCUAUUAUCGUACAUCAAGGCUAUUUUGAAAACGAAGGGUUGCUUAUAAGACUUUCUGGAGGUCUGUAUUUCCUAAUACUGAUGACUUGGGGCUUUAUCGCUGUCAUUCUUCUGUUGACCCUGAUCUACUUUAAGCGUCUCACUGAAAAACACGCUCGAAGCUCUGCGCUGACUUACGUGCUCCUGAAUUUGCUAUCGACACUGAUACUCACAAUCUUGGGAUUUGCACCUCUAGAGUUCAGCUUCUUUACUUUAAAUGCGCUUGGUUAUAUGAGCAUAUUCCUGGUAGACCUUCCUAAUACCAUUGCCGUCUUUGUUGCUUUCCACAUGGGCCACUGCUGGAUAGGCGACAACCAACGUCAUUUGAUCAACAAUGAUGUUCAUAAUAUCCAAAGCGAUCAAGCACAUCAUGAUGGCAACGUUGAUGCUAAUAAUAACGAUGGCUCCAAAUAUGAAUUAUCAAGCGGCGUAUAA